AUGCACUAUGCUAUUAUUAAAACUCAUUACAGGCAUAAAAUUGAUGUAGAAUAUUCUAAAAAUCCAGCUGAGUUAAUAAAUGAACAGUUGCUACAAUUAAGUACUCCAGGAUUGAACUACGUCGAUUUCUCAACAUCAGUGUAUUCUUCAAAAGAUGAAAAUGUUGCAAUUAUACCAUUCAUAGAUUCACGCGAUCUCGUUACUGAUCCACCAAUCGCUCUAGGUGGAUUAGGAAUAUUUUACAAAAGUAAACCCGGCUACGGUGGAUUUAUAGCGUUUAAGUAUAUCACAGCUAACUAUAAUAUUCUUCUUGACAGAGAUCAUGCUCAAAACAAUGGAAAAUAUUGCAGUAAAUCAUCAAUUUAUAACGAAGUAUAUCAACUUUAUGAAUCUAUGUUAGCAAGCGUUAGUAAAGGAUACACUAUAAUUUAUAUGGCUUACGAGUUCCAACAACGAAGUACUGGAAAUACAGAUGAUCGGCGUCCUGCACAAAGAAAUAUACUAGAACAAUGUAAAGAAAUAGUUGUUCGUAUGACCUCUUCAGCAAGCAGUUAUUUGAAGAAAAUUGAUAAUACAACAUAUAAAAAAUCACAAGAGUGUGACCCGGAAGAAUGGGCUGAAGGUGUGAAUUACAUUCGUUUGAAAAAUCAUGUUUCGUAUCAUGAACCAAGUACAAAAUGGUACGCUGAUCGACAUGCAAUAUUCUUAAGAAAUACGAAGCCAGAAUUCGAAUGCAACGGUACACAAACAUUUUGGAAUCCAGAUAUUGAAGAUGGUGUCAUAUACAGCUUAAACUGUCCACUUAUUUUUGUCAGUAAUUAUACCGAAGAUAGCAGUUGUCAACGGUUUCCAAAUAACGAUUUUAAGAAAGAUAAAAACACCAAUUGGAAAUCAGCAUGUACUCUCGGAGAUAAUUCAAGAUUAGAACAAUUAUGUGCUUGCGAUAAACAAGUCGAUCGAGAUACUAGUAUACGAACACUAAGUUUAAGAGAACAUUACACCGAUAGUGCUGAUAAUCGAGUUGUUACCGGAAUACAAUUUAUUGUUAGAAAUAAUAUCGUUAUGAUACGAAUUCGAGAAGGUAAACUAGUAAAUGGUAUUAUAGACCCCCAAACCGUUAAAUGGAUAGAUGAUGAUGAGCAGCAUCCUGAAAUAGGUCCUGACACAGUGAAGCUCAGUUAUAAUAUACGAGCGUUUGAAUUAGAUGACAUAGAAUUGCCUGAUGGGCACUUGGUAACAGGAGUCAAAUUCAGAGUGACAAAUGAAAAGCGCAUAUCAUUAGUAGUAAGAGGAUCAGCUAUGUAUGAUGAUAAAAAAAAAACUUUCCCAACAAUUCACGAUCAAUGGUAUUAUACAACACCUGAUCCAGAUACACCAAGAACUAAUAUUGAUAUACAAUAUUCAAAAAAUCCAGCUGAUUCAAAUGAUGAUACUCUACAGUUAAGUAAUCCAGGAUUGAAUUACGUUGAUUUCUCAACAUCAAUAUAUUCUUUAAAGGAUAAAAAUGUUGCAAUUAUACCAUUCAUAGAUUCGCGCGAACUUGUUACUGAUCCACCAAUCGCUCUAGGUGGGUUAGGAAUAUUUUACAAAAGUAAACCCGAAUACGGUGGAUUUAUAGCGUUUAAGUAUAUCACAACCAAAUAUAAUAUUAUUCUUGACAGAGAUCAUGCUCUAGCUAUGAAUGCUACUUUAUCAGACAAACUAAAAUAUUUAGAAUGA
Messenger RNA from Microplitis mediator, 1719 nucleotides. RefSeq lists its product as uncharacterized. Lineage: Eukaryota; Metazoa; Arthropoda; Insecta; Hymenoptera; Braconidae. The record is from RefSeq and is a predicted model, not a curated record. The transcript has 8 exons. Bases 1 to 1719 code for a protein of 572 amino acids.